Molecule: messenger RNA, 2440 nt
Organism: Ornithorhynchus anatinus (platypus)
Lineage: Eukaryota; Metazoa; Chordata; Mammalia; Monotremata; Ornithorhynchidae
Gene: SH3GLB2
Product: SH3 domain containing GRB2 like, endophilin B2
Exons: 13
Coding region: 253-1455 (400 amino acids)
Biological process (GO): membrane organization
Cellular component (GO): cytoplasm; membrane
Molecular function (GO): protein binding
Source: RefSeq, a predicted model, not a curated record
AGAGGGCAGCAGCGAGCUCUACUGAAGGUUGGUUUAGCUGGAAAGCUCUGGGGGCUCUGACGGGCAGCAGGUGGGAGGAGGAGGAGGAAGAAGAGGAGGAGGAGGAGGACUAGGGAGAGGGAGGCAGAGAGAGCGAGGGAGGGAGCUUGCAGGCCAGUCAGUCAGUCAGUCAGUCGGCCACAUAGAUGCGUGGAGGUUGGCGUCUGGCGGCGGGCCUGCUCUCCGGGGAGACGUCGCUGCCGCCGCCCCAAGAUGGAUUUCAGCAUGAAGAAGCUGGCCUCGGACGCCGGGAUCUUUUUCACCCGAGCGGUGCAGUUCACGGAAGAGAAAUUUGGCCAGGCGGAGAAGACCGAGAUGGACGCUAACUUUGAGAGCCUCCUGGCCCGGGCAGACAGCACCAGGAACUGGACGGAGAAGAUCCUGCAUCAGACAGAGGUGCUGCUGCAGCCCAACCCCAGUGCCCGAGUGGAGGAGUUCCUCUACGAGAAGCUGGACCGGAAGGUGCCAUCCCGGGUCACCAAUGGGGAGCUGUUGGCCCAGUAUAUGGCGGAGGCAGCCAACGAGCUGGGGCCGGGAACCCCCUAUGGGAAGACCCUGACAAAAGUCUCUGAGGCGGAGAAGCAGCUGGGGGCGGCAGAGCGGGACUUCAUUCAUUCGGCCUCCAUCAACUUCCUCACCCCUCUGCGCAACUUCCUGGAAGGGGAUUGGAGGACGAUUUCAAAAGAGCGACGACUCCUGCAGAACCGGCGGCUGGACCUGGAUGCCUGCAAGGCCCGGCUGAAGAAAGCCAAGGCGGCCGAGGCCAGAGCAGCGUGUGAGGGAGAUGCUGUGCCUGAUUUUCAGGAGACUAGACCUCGUAAUUACAUUCUCUCUGCCAGUGCAUCAGCGCUCUGGAACGACGAGGUGGAUAAGGCCGAGCACGAGCUGCGUCUGGCCCAGACGGAGUUUGACCGCCAGGCCGAAGUGACCAGGCUGCUGCUGGAGGGGAUCAGCAGCACACACGUGAACCACCUGCGCUGUCUGCACGAGUUUGUCGAAUCUCAAGCGACCUACUACGCCCAGUGCUACCGGCACAUGCUGGAGCUGCAGAAACAGCUGGGCAGCACCCAGGGAGUCAUACUGCCCGGCACCUUCGUGGGCAACCCGGAGCCCCCCUCCCCGCCCCCGAGCGGCACCUCCCUCCCCACGGCCGCCGCCGCCACCAUUCCCGUGGUGCCCGCGGGCGGCGAGGCGGCGGCCCUCGGCCUGGCCGACGUGGCUCCCCCGGCCAGCGGGACCCGCAAGGCCCGCGUCCUCUACGACUACGAGGCAGCCGACAGCAGCGAGCUAGCCCUUCUGGCUGACGAGCUGAUCACGGUGUACAGCUUGCCCGGCAUGGACCCCGACUGGCUCAUAGGAGAGAGAGGCAACCGCAAGGGCAAAGUCCCCGUCACCUACCUCGAACUGCUGAGCUAGAGGACCCUGCGUUUCUUCUCUCUUCCCCGCCUCCCUCCCCUUCACUCAUCCCUUUACUGUGAGACCAAGGCCCUGCCUGCCUCCCUCUGCCUUGUCCCCUGGGGGUGGGAAGCCGGGGGGUGGGGGCUCCCCUUGGGACCAGCCUCUCCCUAGUGUUUGCCGGGUCCCGCUGCUGUGCCCCGGGCAGCGGAGCCCCCAGUUCUCACAGGCUUGAACCCAAGUGUUGUCCCAUCCUGGCCCUCAUCCAGACAUUCCCUGGAGGUGGCAGGGAGGGGAGGCGCGGGCGACCCCUCCCCUCCUCCCCGUGGGCGCAGGCAGUUCAGACCCCUAUGCCCCUAUUCUCCUCUCCAGCCCCGUGAAGCGGUGCAGGAGGAGGUGGCUACCCUGCUUUUACUCCAACGAGAGAGCAGCUCUGCCUGAAUCCAGGGACGAGGCCCUCAGGCCCCGGGGCACAAACACAACUUCCUCUUGGCCCUCUGCCCUCCUGGGCCUGGCAGGGGUAGGGAAGGAGGUUGAAGCAAGAGCCAGUGGGCUCCUGUCCCAGGCCAGGGAGACGGGAGCGGGUUUCAAAAGCCCCUGGGGCGGCAGGGGCCGCCAUCCCAGGGAGGGACACGAGCCCGGGGCUAGAGGUGGACCCAUAGCUAGGAGCGGGGCUUAGGGGCACAGGAGGAAGAGCAGUGUUGCCAAAAAACACCCGUACCAAAGUUGGGGCGGGCACGGGCCGGCCCAGCCUCCAGCUCCUCCUGCCCCAAGACGGUGGCUCCCGCCUGUCGUGCUGCGGGUGGGAGAAGAGCUGCUGCCCGCUCUCUGCCCCCAUCCCGUCCCUGGGCCUCCCUCGCGCCUCCCCCAGUCUGGCCAGCCCAGGUCCCGCAGGCCUGGAAACACUUCCGGGAGCCAACCCUCUCAGCCUUUUUAAAUUGGUAUUUUUACUCGAGUGUUACUGCCUGCCUGCUCUGCCUCUACUAAUAAAUUGCUUUCACGCUGA